AUGUCAAAAAGGGGUGGACGCGGUAAACGAGGUGGACUAGGAAGAGAAGAUGGACGACGUACCACUCCCUACAACACAUCAGUUCCGGACACAAUUUUUGAGACCGAGCAAGAAAGUGAUAGUAAUGCUACAAUUGCAAAGCGUGGCAUCACUUGUGGCAAAGGUGCUCGAAAGGCAAUGAAAGCGUCUAAGAAGAGAUUGCCUGUAGAAUUUAAUUUUGUAGCAAGGCGAGUAAUAUGUAACAAUGAAUCACCUUUCACAUAUGAGUGUGGCUAUAUUUUACGUAAGAACUGUAGCCUACAACACAAAGAGUGGAGGCUUGUACCGAAGGAAGAGAAGUUUCCAUUACGCCACAAGCUAACUACGCUUUUUGAUAUUGAUGUGGAAAAUGAGAAUGUUUGCAAAGUUAUCGAUAGCUACAUGGCAAGGUCAUGGAGAAAUUUUCGAGCUGAGUUGCAUAAAUACUUUAAGAGAUUGGAGGGCCAGAAGACCCAAUAA
Lactuca saligna is the source of this 498-nucleotide messenger RNA. Lineage: Eukaryota; Viridiplantae; Streptophyta; Magnoliopsida; Asterales; Asteraceae. The record is from the annotation of a GenBank genome assembly.